AUGAGCUCUGCUACCAAGAACAGCGGUCGCCUAAUGGCCACCGCACUGUUUUGUGCUAUUAUCAAUGGAUGUACUAUGGGUGUUGACCAGAGUAUGAUGACCAAUCUGAACAUGAUUGACCAAUAUUUGACGUAUUUCAAUUUGGACUCCAAUUUGGAGGGACUUUUCUCCGCUUCCAUCAACAUCGGGUCUGUUUUUGGUGGCUUUUUCGCCGCCCAGAUUAUCGAUAUCCCCAAAGUCGGCCGGAAGGGAGGUAUCCUCAUCUCCGCUAUUUUAACCUUUUUGGGUGUCGGUCUCCAGACCGGAGCCAGAAAUAGAGCAAUGUUCUGUGUUGCCCGGAUUAUCAUCGGUGUUGCCGUCACUAUCAAUGCCGUUAGUGCCCCAACGUAUGUUGCCGAGAUGGUCAAGGCCGAACAACGUGGCUUUUUCGCCGGUGUGUAUAUGGCCAGCUGGUAUUUGGCAGCAAUUAUCACCACCGGUAUUUCUCUCGGCACCUACCAGAACGCUUCAUCAUGGGCUUGGCGUGGAAUCUCGCUCUGGCAGAUCGCUCCUUCGGUGCUUUGUUUGCCAGUUCUGUUUUUCAUCCCGGAAACACCGAGAUUUUUGGUGUACACCAACAGAGAGGAAGAAGCUUUGCAGGUGUUAAAAGACUACCACGGAAACGGCGAGGAAACCGCCCUGGUGGCCCACGAGUUUGCCGAGAUCAAACAGGUGCUUCAGUACGAGAAGGAGGCCAAGAUCGGCUGGCUUGACAUGCUGCGCACCCGCGGAAACCGCUGGAGACUGUGGAUCAUUUUCUGGAUGGGUGUUGCUUCCCAACUGACCGGUAGCAACAUUGUUGGAACGUAUUUGGGACUAUUUUUGGAGAACGCAGGAUACACUUCCACCAGACGCCAGAUCGUGCUGAAUCUGGGUCUGCAGAUCUCCAACUUGUUUUUCGCUUGCGCUGGGUCGUACUUGACCGAAGGUUUGGGUAGAGUGCCUAUCCUGUUCUACUCCACCGUGGUGAUGGGUAUUUGUCUGUUCAUCAUGGGCGGUCUUCAGAAAGUGUACGGAUCAGGAGACAACAUCAACGGAACGAACGCAUUAAUUUUCCUGGUGUUCUUGUUCAGUGGAACUUAUGCGUUCAGUUUCACUCCAUUAUGUGUUUCUUAUCCUGUCGAGAUUGUCAAUUACAGUAUCCGGACCAAGGGCAUGGCUUUUUCGCAAGUGGUUACUUUUGGAUUUGGGUUCUUCAACCAGUACGUGAUUCCAAUCGCGUUGGAUCACAUUUCGUGGAAGUUCUACAUGAUUAACGGUGCUUAUAAUUUCGCGCAAGCUGCUCUUAUCUGGUGGACUUUUGUUGAGGUCAAGGGAAUGACGCUGGAGGAGAUCGACGUGAAAUUUGACGGCGAGUUGCACUUCAACCCGGCCGAUUCCGAGAAUGAGGAAGUUUUGCAGGCCACUCAGGUGGAAAAAUUGGACGCUGAGAAGUCCGCCUAA
Messenger RNA from Ogataea philodendri, 1482 nucleotides. RefSeq lists its product as uncharacterized. The transcript has a single exon. Gene Ontology annotation, molecular function: carbohydrate:proton symporter activity. Bases 1 to 1482 code for a protein of 493 amino acids. Gene Ontology annotation, cellular component: membrane. The record is from RefSeq and is a predicted model, not a curated record. Gene Ontology annotation, biological process: carbohydrate transport; transmembrane transport. Lineage: Eukaryota; Fungi; Ascomycota; Pichiomycetes; Pichiales; Pichiaceae.